This is a messenger RNA of Empidonax traillii (willow flycatcher), 4728 nucleotides long. RefSeq names its product MIER family member 2 (gene MIER2). NCBI's taxonomy places the organism in Eukaryota, Metazoa, Chordata, Aves, Passeriformes, Tyrannidae. The transcript has 12 exons. The record is from RefSeq and is a predicted model, not a curated record. Gene Ontology annotation, molecular function: histone deacetylase binding; transcription corepressor activity. Bases 790 to 2439 code for a protein of 549 amino acids. Gene Ontology annotation, cellular component: nucleoplasm. Gene Ontology annotation, biological process: negative regulation of transcription by RNA polymerase II.
GCAGCCCAAGGAGCAGCAGAUGUUCUGGGUCGUUUUCCAGGCCUCAGCCCAUGCUGCUGCCUGAACUUGUAACUGAGCACUGAAUGCCACACUGCAGGUGCAUGUUGGCGAUGUCUGCCUGGCUCAGCCUCUCCCUCCUUGCCUGUACCAGUCUCCUUCACUGCCUGCUCAGCUCCGUUCCUUUGCUCACACCCCUGAACGCCUGGGUGCAGUGAGGCGUUAGGGAGAACCCAGCAUGUUGUGGCCGACUGCUUCGGACUGUCUCUCUGAAGGGUCAGUCUCUAAAAAUGCUGUGCUCAGACAUGUUGUGUGUGUUUAGAAUAACAGCUGAGAGUCCAGGUCCUUCUUUUAAGGGAAGAUGUAACUCAUGAAGGUCAGGUCUUAAACUGGUGAGAGGAUAAGUAAUGAGUGGAGUGCUGUAGGUAAAGUAGGUGAAAUGGAAGCACAUCCUCAUGGAGUCAGAGACUAAGGGGAACGUGAGGAGGCCAGUGGAAAGCAGGCUGGAAAUAACUAUUCAGUACUCUUGAUGAUCUCUCUUUACACAGCACAAUUCUUAGUGCUGUCCUGUGGGGGUUUGGGUAACUUUUGCUUUGAACUUAAAUUCAUUGCAUUUGUUGGUGGGGUUAAGUGGAUGGAGGGGUGUUGCAUUUUUAAGAAGAGCUGUCUCAGCCGUGUUCCUCUCUUUUCCUGAAGGCCUCAGUUGGCCGGCAGAGCCCGAGGGUGGUCCCAUACCCAGCCCGCGGCCUAUGUCCUGGAGAGCCCGCCCUUCAGAGUGCAGCAGUUGUGUCAAUGGGCUCAGCUGAUCAUCGACUGAACCUGGCAGAGAUCCUUUCACAGAACUACGGUGUACGGGAAGAAAGGGAAGAAGAUGAUACUCAGGAGAAGCAGAAAUCUUUAGAAGAGCUGGAGAAGAGUUUCAGUGCCUCUCAGAGCAGUGAAAUGCCAUUUGAGGAGCUGCUUGCACUGUAUGGCUAUGAGGCAUCUGAUCCCAUCUCGGAGCAGGACAGUGAGAGCAAUGACAUCACUCCAAAUCUCCCUGAUAUGACUCUGGAUAAGGAACAAAUAGCGAAGGAUUUGCUUUCAGGGGAAGAAGAGGAGGAGACACAGUCUUCAGCUGACGAUCUGACUCCAUCCGUCACGUCCCACGAUGCGUCAGACUUAUUCCCAAACCAGCCUGGCUCAAACAACUUCCUUGCUGAUGAAGACAAAGAGCCCUGUUCAUCUCCAUGUGCUUCCUCCAUGGCUGAGGAUUCAGAGGUGGAUUCCAUCCCAUCCAACGAGUGUAAGAAGGAGAUCAUGGUUGGACCUCAGUACCAGGCCACUGUUCCCAUCCUCCGCUUAAACAGGCACAGGCAAAAAGUGCUUUUUCUGUUAGCCUAUGAGAAUGAAGAUCAGCUUCUUUGGGACCCAAACAUCCUCCCUGAGAGAGAGGUUGAAGAGUUUCUGUACCGCGCUGUGAAGCGACAGUGGGACGAGCUGUCCAGCAGCAGCCUGCCAGAGGGAGAGGUGGUGAAGGACAAUGAACAGGCUUUGUACGAGCUGGUGAAAUGCAACUUCAAUGCAGAAGAGGCACUACGGAGGUUACGGUUCAACGUGAAGGUUAUCAGAGAUGAGCUUUGUGCCUGGAGUGAGGAAGAAUGUAGAAAUUUUGAACAUGGCUUUAGGGUCCACGGGAAAAACUUUCACCUUAUCCAAGCAAACAAGGUCCGCACCCGGUCAGUGGGCGAGUGUGUGGAGUAUUAUUAUAUGUGGAAAAAAUCAGAGCGCUAUGACUACUUCACUCAGCAGACUCGUUUAGGAAGGAAGAAGUACGUCCUCCACCCUGGAGCCACGGAUUAUACUGACAAUGACCUGGAUGGAGUCGAAGUAGAAAACACCAGUCGUUCCCGGAGCUCCCCACCAAUUCCCUCUGCAACUGGCUGUCUGAAUGCUCACUUUGGUCAAGAUCAGAUAGCAAUAGAGAGCACAGAGCCCCUGAGCGUGGAGAGCACAGCCUGCAGCCUGGGCAGCAUCAGUGAGUCGGGGCAGGGCUAUGAGUGCAGCACCCCCUCAGAGACGAAUUGCUCCUUUGACCCCACGGAGGAGACAGCCUCAGGUGGUGUCUCAGCGUCCUGCCAACGACACACUGUCCCCCACUCUGAGCCGGAGCUCUUUGCUUUGCCGCCGGCAGGACUGUCAGAGAAGCAGGAGACGUUGCAGAGCUCUGGUGAGACGAUAACUAUGGACUUCACUCUCCCUGCAGACAUUAACGAGGGGUUGCCUUUAAUUGCUGGCCCUGUGAAUUUGGACAGAGACCCAGAGGCAGUGGUAGCCCCUGCGCAAGUGUCCUUAUCGGUCACAGAUUUUGGUCUCAUUGGCAUCGGAGAUGUAAAUAGUUUCCUGACUGCUCAUCAGGCUUGCCCGGCACCUGUGGCUCAGUCAGAGCCUCUGUCACAGUGAGAGUCUCCAGUCACAAAUUUGUCACAGAUCCAGCAAGGACUUUGACCUGACUGAGUGAAAUCCUGGAACUUCCACUGUCCUGUAGGGACAGUUUGGAGCUGUUGGUCAGAAUCCGUCUUUCCAUCCUCCGUGAUCCAAGGCUACAGUGAAACCAAACACCUCUCUGCUCCAGUGUAUCCUGACACAAUCACACAAAGUGGUGGCUGGCUUUCCUGAGGGGGAAGGUCCAUCAGCCCCUCUUCUGUUGACCAUGUGUCACCCCAGGUGAUGCCAGGCUGCUCAGAGAGUCCUUGCCUCAGGACAGGGGAAGUGUUCCUUGGCCCCAGUGGGACAGUCUGAGGGCAGAGAUGCUUUGAGAACAGGACUGUGUCUCUGUCAUGUUGAGGACGCAGUUUAGGGGUCCAAGAGGGAGGUCUGCAGGAAGCACAGCCUGCCCAGGCCGCCGGGCAGUUCACUGCAGAGACGGGCAUGGCAAUGCCAAGGGAAGCCGAGGAGUGUCUUGGCCCUUCUCCCACAGGCAGUGUGUUGCAGUAGGAGUCACUUACUCCAGUCUUCUCCCAACAGCUAUGGAUCAUGACAGGCAGAAGCACUGCUGCUUCCAGCUUCAGGCAGCUGUGUGUUCCUGGCGCCCACUCUCCAUCAACUGCAGGUGGGUCAUGGCCUGGUCCAACCCUUGGGCUGAAGCAUCAGGUCUUGGGAAGGGAUGCUGUGUGGUGCAGCAGCAUUGUGUGCACUUGAGUCCUUCUCACCUUCCUAUGCAGUGCUGGCCCAGGGAAAACUUCUGUGAUCAGAAAUAGGAGUUUUUAGAGCCACAGAGUGAUGCUGGCUCAGAGCACUGUGGUGCUGCCACUUCUGCUGCUGCUGGGGAAUGACCUGAUCCUCACCUAUUCACAGUGCAAGAGGGUAAAAUGCAAAUGAAAAUAUCUGUAACUUCCCAGUUAGUUCCAACAAUUUGUCAGCAGAGGGAGGAGGUUGCUUAGCUCCCAGAGUGCAAAGCCUGGGACACUGGUGCUAGCUCAGUCCCAGGCAGGGGAGCACACCAACCCUGGGCAUCUCUGCCCCUCCCUCACAAAACAGACUGUUUUCUGAGAGGAAAGUGUGUCUUUACUGCCAUGCUCAGGGAGGUGACAGGUAGCCCCAUCUGGUGGCAAGGUACUGCCUGCCGUGCAGAGCCAUGGGGGCCUGUCCAUGGGUGUGCUGGGGUCCAGAGCUGCUUUGCUUCCCACGUGUUCCAGGUCUGGUGUUUGCCACUGGCUUAAAUCCAACGUGUUCUCAUUCCCCUUUUGCCAUGCUGAGAAUGCUCUCUGCUCACCUGCUGAGCAAGGCCCUCAUGCAGAUGGUCCCUUCCUCCAGCCGUGUUCUGCAGCUGGGAGGGGGCUUGGACUGAGGGCUUUUGCUUGCUUUGGUAGAGGCCUUAGAGCUGUGACUGUGCACUUGGCUCUGCUGCCAGUGAAUUUCGCAGGUACCUAAACCCACAAGCCUGCAUCCUCCUUUUACCUGACCCUGCGAAGUUGUGCUCAGCCCUGCAGCCGGAGGACAGAGGCAGUAUGAAGCAGCCUCAUGGGAUGGCAGGAUUAGACCUUGUCUCAUCCCCUAAGCCCCAGAUCUGUUCUGUGUGCAUUAGCAGGGGUUUGCUUUGGUCCCCAGCACUCUGCUGGGAAGUGCUGAGCGUCAGGCACAAGCAGCUGCCUUCAGCUGGCCAAAUGGGGUUGGGAGAGGCCUCCCCUCCAGCUGCUCCCAGUGCCCGCUCCAUAGUGGAACUGCCUAGGCUAUGAUUCCCCUUUUCUGGGGGUGAGAGGAAUCUCCUUGGCUGAAGGGAGAAGAGGCAGGGUGAAAGUAUGGGUAGCCCUCCCAGGGAGGGCCAGGCCUUGGCAUCUCCUCCAUCAGUUGAGAACAUUCUUAGUUUUUCUGAAACCAUUUUUUCUUUUGGUUUGUUUCAAGCCCUAAUGAAAGGAGACAGGAGCUGGAGAAGGCAGAAAUCUCUUUAUGUCUUUCAGUGUUGUUUACAGAUUUGCAUGGGGUCUUUCAACAUGCGUGUGGGCUUUUUCCACAUAACUUUGAGACAGAGGGGCAGAAAAGGCUGGGACAGGGAAGGGGGAGUCACUGGGAGAGGAGGUUUGGUUUUGGUUUUUGUUGGGGUUUUCCUUUUCCAUCUUACAAAGCACAUUCACUUUGAGCCGCUCCCACUGCUGGACUCUUCUCCCUUGCCCCCCAGCCCUACACUGUGAAGUGACACUGCCUUGAUGACCCCUCGCCAUUAUUUAUUUAAUUAAAAACCUAAUUUGAAAG